Ochotona curzoniae (black-lipped pika) is the source of this 1449-nucleotide messenger RNA. RefSeq names its product ankyrin repeat and death domain-containing protein 1A-like. The transcript has 14 exons. NCBI's taxonomy places the organism in Eukaryota, Metazoa, Chordata, Mammalia, Lagomorpha, Ochotonidae. Bases 1 to 1440 code for a protein of 479 amino acids. Gene Ontology annotation, biological process: signal transduction. Gene Ontology annotation, molecular function: protein binding. The record is from RefSeq and is a predicted model, not a curated record.
AUGAAGGAGCUGAUGGGGAGGAGGGUGAACGUCAGGGCCAGAAACCACGUGGGCAGAGUGGCUCUGCACUGGGCUGCAGGCACGGGGCACGAGCAGGCAGUGAGGCUGCUCCUGGAGCAUGAAGCGCUGGUGGACGAUGCAGAUGUGUUUGGGGUGAACGCACUCCUCCUGUCUGCCUGGUUCCGUCACCUGCGGAUCGUGCAAAUCCUGGUCAGCUUCGGGGCGAAGGUCCACUGUGAGAACAAGGACGUCCUGACCUUACUGCACUGUGCUGCCCAGAAAGGCCACGUGCCAGUGCUGGUGUACAUGAUGGAGGACCUGGAGGAUGUGGCCCUGGACCAGGCAGAUAAGCUGGGCAGGACAGCGUUUCACAGGGCUGCUGAGCACGGGCAACUGGAGGCUCUGGACUUCCUCGUGGGCUCUGGAUGUGACCAAGGCGUCAAGGACAAGGAGGGAAACACAGCGCUUCACCUGGCUGCCGGCCGCGGCCACUUGGCGGUGCUGCAGCGGCUGGUGCACCUGGGGCUGGAUCUGGAGGAGAGGAACGCGGAGGGGCUGACCGCCCUGCACGCCGCUGUGGAAGGUGCCCAUGCUGACUGCGUACAGCUCCUCCUCGACGCCGGCAGCGACGCCAACGCCCUCACCCAGAAAAAGCUGAGCUGCCUGCACUAUGCGGCCCUCAGGGGCUGCGAGGACGUGGCCAGGGCGCUCAUCCGAGCAGGAGGCUGCACCCAAGUGGCAGAUCACCGGGGCACCUCUCCAAUGCACCUGGCUGUGAGACACAACCGCCCCGCCCUGGUCCAGCUCCUCAUUGAUGCCCACAGUGACCUGGAUGCCACUGACCAUAGGCAGCAAACGCCCCUGCACCUCGCCGCCGAACACGCCUGUCAGGAGGCGGCGGAGCUGCUCCUGGUCAUGGGGGUCGACUUAAACCUGACAGAUAAGCAGGGGAAGACUGCCCUGGCUGUGGCUGCCCGUGGCAACCAUGUCAGCUUGGUGGACAUGAUCAUAAAAGCAGAUCGUUUCUACAGGUGGAAGAAGGACCACCUUUCCUGCAGGGACUCCCACGACCAUGCUACAAAGAGCCUGACCUUUAAGCAGGACCACCGGCAGGAGACCCGGCAGCUCCGCUCCAUUCUGUGGCGCCUGGCCUCCAGGCACCUGCGCCCCCAUGAGUGGAAGAGGCUGGCGUACUCCUGGGAGUUCACCGAGGCCCACGUGGCUGCCAUUGAGCAACAGUGGACAGGCACCAGGAGCUACCAGGAGCAUGGCCAUCGAAUGCUUCUCAUCUGGCUGCACGGUGUGGCUGUCGCCGGCGAGAACCUGGGCAGAGCGCUGUUUGAGGGCCUUGUGGCCAUUGGCAGGAGAGACCUGGCAGAAAGCAUCAGGAAGAAAGCAAAUGCAGAGCCCAGUGGCCCCCGGGGGUGCACGACCAUGUGACUGGAGGAG